This is a messenger RNA of Rhinichthys klamathensis goyatoka, 2788 nucleotides long. RefSeq names its product nuclear transcription factor, X-box binding-like 1 (gene nfxl1). Gene Ontology annotation, cellular component: nucleus. The transcript has 22 exons. Gene Ontology annotation, molecular function: zinc ion binding; DNA-binding transcription factor activity, RNA polymerase II-specific; RNA polymerase II transcription regulatory region sequence-specific DNA binding. The record is from RefSeq and is a predicted model, not a curated record. Lineage: Eukaryota; Metazoa; Chordata; Actinopteri; Cypriniformes; Leuciscidae. Gene Ontology annotation, biological process: regulation of DNA-templated transcription. The coding region runs from base 119 to 2767 and encodes 882 amino acids.
GGACUACAUCUCCCAUCAUGCUCUGCGGCGCUGACGUCUUCCGCAUGCGCGCCGAUUCCUGAGCUGCUCGUCAGAGUGACUCGUGUCGAUUCAGUCCCUCAGGUUUCCCGCCUGUUUGAUGACGUGUGUUGUUUUAGGGGUCGUUGUCAUGGAUCCGGCCUGGAGGCAGCGGGGUCGAGGGCGGGGUCAGGGCAGAGGUCAGGUCACGUGUCCUCCCGGGCCGGUGAGGUCAGAGGUCAGAGGCGUGUCGUCUGAGUCCCGAUUCGAGGAGAUCAGGAAGUGUGACCGGGCCGCCGCUCAGCGAUUGGCUACUGAGCCGUGCAGCUCUUCCUCUGAUGAUGAAGAUGAUGAUGAUGAUGAUGAUGGGAAGCGAGGGAAAAUCUUUCAGUCGGCUCUGUCUCCGUACACGUCUCACACAGGUGACACUGAUGUCCGUCUUCUGGAGCAGACAAGACAUUAUUUACAUGAUGUGUGUCAGUCUGGAGGAGUCACAUGUCUCAUCUGCAUUGCUUCUGUCAGGAGGACACAGCCAGUGUGGAGUUGCGUCGGCUGCUACUGUAUUUUCCACAUCACCUGCAUCCAGAAAUGGGCCAAAGACUCGAUCUUCCUGGUGUCUUCAGUGACGGACGAGGACUUUGGCAAAAAAGAUCAUCCGUGGCCAUGUCCGAAGUGCAGGUAUGAGUACAGUCCUCAUCAGACUCCCACACGAUAUCACUGUUACUGUGGGAAGGAGGCGGAGCCUGCGCCCGACCCAUGGCUCCUCCCACAUUCCUGCGGACAGGUGUGUGGUCGUGAGUUUAAACCAUCGUGUGGCCAUCGCUGCCUGCUGCUGUGCCAUCCAGGCCCCUGUCCCCCCUGCCCACAGAUGGUGAGUGUGUCGUGUGUGUGUGGGAAGGCGUCUCGUGUCCCUCGGCGCUGCAGUGCUAAAGCCUGGAGCUGCACUCAGAUCUGCAGACGCACACUCCCGUGCAGAACACACACCUGUGCAAACACCUGUCACGCAGGUGUGUGUGAGGCGUGCCCGAGGGUCAGUGUGCAGGAGUGUGUGUGUGGCCUGCGGCGGGCGGAGCGGCCCUGUGCCAGUCCAGAGUGGCACUGUGACCAGGUGUGUGGCCGCCUGCUGUCCUGUGGGAAUCACACCUGUGAGCGUGUGUGUCACUCCGGUGUGUGUGGAGGGUGUCCUCGUGCUGGGAAUCGCUCCUGUUCCUGCGGCAAGACCAAGAGUGUGUUGCCGUGUACGGUCGACGUACCCACCUGUGGAGACACCUGUGGGAAGAAACUGGACUGUGGUUUACACACAUGCUCAAUGCGCUGCCACAGAGCAGCCUGUGAGACCUGCCGACAGGAGGUGGAGAAGACGUGUCGCUGUGGCCGCUACACCAAACUCUUGCCCUGUCAUAAAGAAUAUCUCUGUGAGUCCAAGUGCAACAAGACUCGGACCUGCAGCCGACACCAGUGCAAGAGAAAGUGUUGUCCGGGGAACUGCCCGGCGUGUGACAUGAGCUGCGGGCGAAUGCUGGGCUGCAGGAACCACAGAUGCCCGUCUGUGUGCCACCAAGGCAGCUGUUACCCGUGCCCUGAGAUGGUUGAGGUCCGGUGUGACUGCGGCUCUACGGUGAUCUCUGUGCCGUGUGGACGAGAGAGAAGCACGAAACCUCCUCGCUGUAAGGAGCUGUGCAGGAAGCCUGCGCUGUGCCAUCACGGGUCCCUGCAGGAGCACCGCUGCCACGCCGGCCCGUGUCCUCCCUGUGCGCUGGCGUGCCGGCGCCCGAGACCCGGCUGUGCCCACCUGUGCCCGACCCCGUGCCACGACCAGGUGCUGGUCAAAGCUGCGGACCGGGCUCUGCUGGCGGGUCCGUGGGAGAAGCCCUCGACUCCUGCGUUUGUGCAAAAGGCUCUUCCGUGUCCGCCCUGCCUGGUGCCCAUACCGACAGCCUGUCUGGGAAAACAUGAGGUGAGUCCGGUCCCGUGUCACGCUCGAGGGCCGUUCUCCUGUGGUCGGCCAUGUGGGCGGAGUCUAGCAUGCGGGAACCACACCUGCAGUUUAGAGUGCCAUCAUGUGACCUCAGAGUCAGAUAACGCUAAGGCCGGUCCGGAGUGUGUGCAGUGUGAGGAGGGGUGUUCUAAGCCCCGCCCCUCGGGCUGCCCCCACCCCUGUGCCCUGCCCUGUCACCAUGGCAACUGCCCGCCCUGUGUGCUAAUGGUGCGCCAGCGCUGCCACUGCAGGAUCUCUAACCUGUACAUCGAGUGUGUGAAGUUCACGACUGCUGAUAAACAGAGCAAACAGCUGCUGACCUCCUGCCAGAACCAGUGUCCCAAACAGUUGCGCUGUGGGCAUCGCUGUAAGCUGCAGUGUCACACGGGUGAAUGUGAUCAGAGCUGCAGUCAGAGAGUGAAGAUCAAGUGUCCCUGCAAACGCAUCAAAAAGGAUUUCCCCUGUUCUCGAGCGAAGAAUGAGCUGCUCACGUGUGACGAGACGUGUGGAGAACUGCAGAAGAAACACGCAGAGGCUUGUGCAGCAGAGGAAAGAGCCGCGCUGGAAGGAGAAAUGAGAAAACAGCAGGCUGAACUGGAGGCAUUUGAGAAACGACAAAAAGGACGAAGGAAGAAGAGCAGGAAAGUCUCAGAGGUGGAGACUGAGGAAGGGGCGUGGCACAGAUAUAAGCUCCGCCUCCUCAUGCCCAUCUGUGGCUUCCUAUUGGCUGUAGCAGCCUUCUAUCUGCUGCAACUGACCAAUGAGGCGCCAGAUGGAGAGAACGGACAGUAAACCAGUACAUCGUGGUGUACG